AUGUGUUGGUGUGAUUCACUGAAAGUAUUCGCAGUUUUUGGCGAGACGAAAUCGACGCAAAUUGUCUCACAAUCAAUGUGUCGUCAGCAUGUCGUCGCAUUAUUUUCAGUGCAUCCGAUCGCUUACAAGGGCUGCUUCUUUCUUGAUAAAAAGUUAUAUGGUGAUGCAAACGAGUUAGGAAUAUUCAGUGAAAUUUUAGUGGUGUUCAGCAUGCGUCCACGGCAAAUAGUUGGUUAUAACAUCAAGGAUUUUCCUCUGCAGUGCAAAGUUCAGUUUUUGGAAAACAAUGGUGAACCACGUGAAGUGCUUGUAUCAGACAGUUCAAUUAACAAUCAUGAACUAACUCCUCAGAAAUAUUUCUCUAUCGAUGGUUGCUGGAAUUCAAUCGAAGCAACUAUGACCGACACAAUAUACCUUCUACGUUCUGCGAAGAAACAAGAUGCUGUUGUGAUCGGUGACUGGGCCAUUCGUCAAAUCCACAUUCCUUUUGAAUUGAAGAAAUCAACAAACUUAUCGAUACAAACAAUGGAUGAACACGUAUUCUUACACAGUGAUGGCUCAGGACGAAUACUUGUUGUUGAGGGUCCUUUCUUGGCUUGUUACUAUUUAUUGAGGACAGCCAAAGAUCAGCUAACUUAUAAGCAACAAUGGCGAACAAGGUUAUGGGUUGAUGCGGAUUUUUUCAAUCAAUUUUCGCAGGAGACAGAACUGAGAUCAAGAUCCGGCCGUCGCAUCACACUGACACCACCAGAAUUUUCUAAGGAUGAUCGUUUGACAUUGGUAGAAAUGCAUUUUGAUGUUGAUAAUCGAAUGAUCUACGCUGUGUGCACAUGUGAUAUGAAUUCACCAGUGUUCGAUGAUGCGAAUUGUCAAUCCACUGAAAUGAGUCGACGAAAUCGUUCAGAAGAUCGGGGUGCAUUAGUGUAUAUAUUGGACGAUUGCGAUGGUGAGAUUAUCAACGUAAUAAUGCAACGAUCGGACGUUUUCGAGGUGAUGUUCAUGAAAUUCACAACAUCGGGAAUAACUGCAGCGAUUGGAACUAAAGGUAGAGGGGGUGCAUUCGUAGAAGUUCAACAGUUGAGUGAAAUGGGAGUGAGGAACUGGCGAGACAAUAAGAGAACUAAGCGAAAGAUUCAUGUGAAAUAA
Anisakis simplex (herring worm) is the source of this 1146-nucleotide messenger RNA. Lineage: Eukaryota; Metazoa; Nematoda; Chromadorea; Rhabditida; Anisakidae. The record is from the annotation of a GenBank genome assembly.